This is a messenger RNA of Oryza brachyantha (malo sina), 974 nucleotides long. RefSeq lists its product as uncharacterized. The record is from RefSeq and is a predicted model, not a curated record. Bases 119 to 715 code for a protein of 198 amino acids. Lineage: Eukaryota; Viridiplantae; Streptophyta; Magnoliopsida; Poales; Poaceae. The transcript is spliced from 3 exons.
UGUUCCGUGUACCCACCUCCACUCACGGAGUCGCGGGGAUAGCCGAUAGCAGGCGGGAGGAAGGAAGGGGGAGAUCACCGGAAGGAAAGGAAGGCGUCGUCCGUGUGGCAGAUCGGCGAUGACGAAGCUGCCGGUGGACCUGCGGCAGCGGCUGACCCUCGAGGACUACAUCCUCUUCUUCACCACCCGCUCCGGCCACGGGAUCAACAUGGACCACCUCAACCAGAUCAUCUUCAUGCACGGCUUCGUCAAGUUACACCGCCAUAACAAGCCGGUGAUCGUGGACGCGCUCAACAAGCUCGACCUCAUGCGCCCGCGCCGCUCCACCGUCGGCAUCAACGCGGCCGCGCCCCCGCCGGGGGCCUCCAAGCCGUCGGACGCGUUGCUCUCCACGGAGGAGGCCAGGGCCGACAUGGAGGACCUCGGUUGGCGCGAGUGCCCCGUCGGCUCCCUCCUCUCCGUCCGCGCCGGCGAGUCGCGGCCCUCCGCCACCCACGUUCCGAUCGCCGCCAUCCGCCCUGGCUCCGCCGCCGUGGAGUGCAUCUCCCCGCCGGGCAUACUCAGCGCCUCCUCGCUCGCGUCUCCCAUUCCCGCGGCGGCGAAGCGGAAGCGGUGCAGAAGGAGCCAGGGCAAGGCGGCCAUGAUGGGGAAGAAGAGGCGCGUCGUGCAGCUCCUCACGCUCCCGUCCGUCGAGGACAUGGCGGCCACCGCCUAACGGUGGCGGGGCUCUUCCAUCUGCAGGGCGGCGUCGGCAUGGCCUCUGCUUGCUUCGUAAUCACCACUACUACUAAGUUAGGUUGCAUUAGUUUAGUUUGGGUCUGUGCUUAGUGUUCUGCAUUUUGCUUUAAUGUUGUCUGUAAAAUUUCUCCGGCUAACGAGAAUCUAUCUGUGCUAAAGGAUCAAAACUACUACUUCUAAUAUGUGCUUAUUUGGUGGUUUCACUUUUACGUGCAUUGGGCGAUUCAUUUCAUAUU